Symbiodinium sp. CCMP2456 is the source of this 1545-nucleotide messenger RNA. NCBI's taxonomy places the organism in Eukaryota, Dinophyceae, Suessiales, Symbiodiniaceae. The record is from the annotation of a GenBank genome assembly.
AUGCUGGUGGGGAAGGCGCUCUUCGGCCGGCAGCGUUUUGCUUUCGAGGUUCAAGAAGUCAACCGCACUCCGGCGGCUGUGCGAAAGCUGCUGGACAAAGCGAAUGCCAUGGAGGACGAGAGGUUUGGACCCUGCGACUUUUUUGGUGAGCGGGACGAGGAAAAGCCGAAGCAGGAGCUGAGCAUCUUUGAUGUGGUGAGGGCGGGUGAGCUGGCAGCCAAGCACUCCAUCCAGGUGAAGUUCCAGGAUAUUGACCGCAUCGAUGUUGUGGGCGAUGAAGUCACCCUGAUCUUGAGCAAGGCGCCAACGUGUUACGUGAAGCCCGAAGGCGAGAUGGCGAUUGUGAACAUGGAGGUCGCCAAGGACAUCACAGGAGGUGCCAAAAGCCUCAGGUUUACCACGGGCACCUCCGGCCAGGAGUCUUUCCUCCGCAUGAAGGGAAAGAAUACGGAGACCCUAAGUUUUUUGGAGGUGCGGAGGCUGGUCUCCCAGUGCUCCCCUCGCAUGGACGCUCUCUUCCGAGGGCUUCCGCCUCCCAGGCCCGUGGCGGCACCUUCACGCAAGCGCAAGACCUCCGAUGCCGCAGCCGCAGAGAAGAAGACGCGUGUGGCACCCGCUCAGCUGCAAGAAGAGAUUGCAGCGGCUGAAGGGACCUGGCUGAAGCGAGCGGUGGACCGUUUCCAGCUCAAAGGCAUCGUCGCUACUGCCACCGAGGCACAUUGGAAGACAUACUUUGCGGAGCGCGUGGUCCUAGAAAUGAGAAGACAGGCAUCCGUCACUGCAGAUGAAGACUCCUCCGACGAGGCCCAGGACGAGGAUGCUGUUUCAUGGCCCGAGUGCCUCGGUGCGCAGCCCGAAAUCCACGGCUUUGACUUCGAGUCCUAUCGUGAUGGAGAGGAGAAGGAAUUUGCCCAAGAAGUCCUGGCAGGGAUCCAAUCUUCAGUGGAAGCCACGAUCAAGUCCAGCGCACUGAAGAUAGAUGCGUCAGCCUUUGCCGAGGGUGUCUUCUUACUCUCCUACCACCUCAACAUGGACGAUGACGAUCCGAGGACUGUAGACGCCCAUGCCCGCAUCUAUGCACCCAACGCAUCUGGCAACUUCUUGGAUCUGCGGUACCACAACCACCACCGAGUUCGCAUGAGCUUUACAGAGCGCAGUUCCCACCUCUACGUUGUUCGCGGUGGACCCGAUGUAGCGCCCGCAGCUCGCAAGCAGGGCCGGCAGGAAGGCGAGAAGAUCUUCGACUUGGACUUCAACGAGUAUCGGCGGAAGAACCAAGUCAAGACGUCUCUUGCCACGAACGCCACGCUCGCAAGUUUAGGCGCCCACCUCUUUGGUGCUGAGGGCGUGCUGAGUAAUCGGAAAGUCUUUGGCCUCCUGGUGCGAUCCGUCGGCCUCGGACAAUUCGGGGAGAGGAAUGGCUGGCCCAUCGCUAUAGCCAGGCGGCGCUUCAAGUGCGGCAAAAGCGAAACUGAGACUGACACCGAAAGCAUUCCAGGUGACAAGGACGAGGAAGCCAACGUAGGUGACUGCUGCGUCAUGUAA